UGUCAAAAGUGUCAAAAUAAGAAGCGAAUUAAUUUUGAAUCAAGAAUUUGCAUUUUCUAUUGUUUUUAUUAAGAUCUAAUCAAAAUAAGUUAUCCAAAAUGCGUAAACGCAGGCGCCUAUUGACUACACCAAUGAAAAAUAAAACCAAACUCCUAAAUAGCGGUAGGGAAGAGAAUGAGGCAAAAGAUACGGCACGAGGCAGACUUAAAGGGGCUUUGAUGGAUGCCCUAGAACCAGCAGCCGAGGAAUCUGACGCUUCAUCAGAUCACAGCCCGUCUAAAAGAGAGAGGAAUUCCAGCCAAGACCACAGCAAGCGCGAACGCAACGCGUCAGACGACGAUGACCGCUACCGUCGCCCGUCGCCGCCGCGGCAGUCGUACGUCCUGAAGCUGUUCGACCGCAGUGUAGACCUGUCGCAGUUCAGCGAGGACUCUCCACUCUACCCCAUCUGUAGAGCUUGGAUUGCCAACCAACCUAAAGCUAACUACAAGGACUUUGGAAAAAAACCUGAUGAGCCACCGCCUGAAGACAGCAUAGAAUUGCCUGGACCCGAGGGGCCUCCUGUCUCCAGGAUACCAGAACUGAUACCUGAGCAGAAGCAGCGUGACAAAGACAACAUCAAUCUCGAUUACGAAGAAGCCCCCCCGCCGCCCCCCGCGGCGCUGCUCGCGGCGCACGUGGCGCGCUGGGGCUGCGUGCGGCGCGCCUGGCUGGAGCAGGCGCAGCGCCACGAGGCGCGCUACGAGGCCACGCAGCAGCUCCUCAACAACCUCAACGUCAGGUAACCAAC
Messenger RNA from Cydia fagiglandana, 790 nucleotides. RefSeq names its product protein lin-37 homolog (gene mip40). The transcript is spliced from 5 exons. Gene Ontology annotation, cellular component: transcription repressor complex; Myb complex. Gene Ontology annotation, biological process: negative regulation of transcription by RNA polymerase II. Bases 99 to 785 code for a protein of 228 amino acids. Lineage: Eukaryota; Metazoa; Arthropoda; Insecta; Lepidoptera; Tortricidae. The record is from RefSeq and is a predicted model, not a curated record.